AUGGAACAGGGGUCCAGUUUCGUCAUCCGGCAUCACCAGGCCCAACACGGCAACAGUUAUGAGGGCUCAGGUCUACGCGAUGUCCACCCAAUUGACGAGGACCGGUCUGAUGCGAUCCACCCGACGCUCGAGCCCGCGCACACACAAGCAGCGAAGCUCAUGCCAGCUGUCGGCUAUUGA
Messenger RNA from Penicillium cinerascens, 180 nucleotides. RefSeq lists its product as uncharacterized. The record is from RefSeq and is a predicted model, not a curated record. Lineage: Eukaryota; Fungi; Ascomycota; Eurotiomycetes; Eurotiales; Aspergillaceae. The transcript has a single exon. Bases 1 to 180 code for a protein of 59 amino acids.